Messenger RNA from Eublepharis macularius, 3857 nucleotides. RefSeq names its product BICD family like cargo adaptor 2 (gene BICDL2). The transcript is spliced from 9 exons. Gene Ontology annotation, biological process: Golgi to secretory granule transport; vesicle transport along microtubule. The record is from RefSeq and is a predicted model, not a curated record. The coding region runs from base 353 to 1921 and encodes 522 amino acids. Lineage: Eukaryota; Metazoa; Chordata; Lepidosauria; Squamata; Eublepharidae.
GGAUCUAGGAGAUAAACAGCGAAACCCAACUGGAAAAUGAAGAAACGGAGAACCUAGGAGUCCUAGACAACGUCCCUUUUGCUGGGUUCCAGGAAUCGAGAUCGUAUCCUACCUGGAUGGUACUGCUAGCUCUCUCUUUUCAGAAGGCAUCUUGGCCCACAGGGAAGUAGAAUCCAGCUUUCCUGGUUACCAGCCCCCCCCCACCUUUAACCCCCUAGGAGCUACUGUUUUGCUGUGAACCUAAACACCCCAGCUUCCAGUUUAUCCCCCGUCUAACCAGUUAGAUACCUCUCCCCCACCCCCUCCCAGCUGGGGCCUCCCUGCCCUCCAGUUCCCACCUGCCAACAAUUCCAUGGCAACCACCACAGCUUCCUCUAUGUACCCUGAGGAGGAAACCCGUCGGACUCCUUUCCCUCUGACCCCACCUGCUCUGGGAGAUGAGUUCUAUCCCUUUGGGGGUGAAAGGCAGCAAUCUUUUGUGGGUGAUGUGGUUGCUGGGGACGUGGAGUCUGAAGAUGCAGAUUUGAGGGUUCUGCUGCAGAGGAAGGAACAGGAUCUACUGCUGGCAGCUGAACUGGGAAAGAUGCUACUGGAACGGAAUGAGGAACUGAGUCGGCGCUAUGAGGAGUUAGCAAAGGAGCACACGGAGACCAUGGAGCAUCUUGAACAAGAGAAACAUGAACUCCGCCGGCAUCUUGAAUCAGGUCGGGCCGAGUUUGAGACUCGUGUGACAGAACUGGAGGCUGACUUGGGGGCUGCCCGAGCCCAGCUGGGACAGCAACGACUGGAGCAGCAGGACACCAGCCGUGAGAGCUCACAGGUUGUCCUGGACAUGUCAGAACAGAACCAGCGCCUGGUGGAACAGCUCAGCCAGGUCUCCCAACUGGAGCAGCAGCUGCGGGAAGAACUGAGCCUGCUGCGAGGGGAGCACCGGACCUUGGCCCUUAGCAGUGCAGAACAUGCUGCCCGAACACAAAGCCUGCAAGCUGAGAAUCUUCUGUUACAGGAGUGGAAGCAAGAUUUGGAGAGACAGACGCAUCAGCUUCGGGAAGAGAAUGAAUCCGUCCAGGCCCUGGUGGACACCUUGCAUGAAAACCUCCUUCUGUUACGCAAAGAAAGUCAUGAGAAGGAGCUGCGGAUGCAAUUACUCGAAGCCGAAGCGGAAGAACUGCGGGCCUCCAACCGUCGUCUUCAACAUCAAGUCAAGGAGAUGAAGGAAGAGAUCCGGCUGCACGACUUAGAUACCUCAGUCAAUUCCAUCCAGUCAGAAAUCGAAAACAGCUUGGAGGAUGCUCCGGGAGCACCUGGGCAGGCCCUGAAGCAGAUGGUCAAUGGCACCGGCAAGGCUGCUCCUGCUGCCACAGCACCAAAGAAUCCCUCACGGAGAUCUGAGGAGGAGGAGGCUGAAUAUGCCAAAAGGGUGUUAGCUCUGAGCCAUCAGGAACAAGAUAUUUUGAAGCAGAAAGAAAUGGAGAUCGUGAAACUCCAGGAUCAGGUCACUCUGCAGUAUGUGGAACUUUGCAGUUUAAGGUCAGAGAUAGAGAACCAAAGGCGCCUGUAUCAAGAGAGCAACCGGGAUGAGGCCUUGAAGUUAGCCAUAUCGGAUCGGGAUGAGGCGAUAAUAAAGAAAGGCGAGAUGGAAUUGGAACUGGCAAAAAUCUCACUGGAACGAGAUUCCAUGAGCCAGCAAUUAUUGCGUGUUGUGCGGCAGAAGAUGGCUCUUUCCCAGGAACUAGAAGCUUGGCAGGAUGAUAUUCAAUACAUCAUCCACCAGCAACUGCUCCAGAAGCAGCAGGAAUGGACUCACACCAUCACUCCUUCACCUAAGAGCCCAACACAAGGCAAAAACCCUCCUCUUUUUCGCCGUGGCACCAGCACUCCCAAUGGUACCGGCUUCCUCUCUCUUUUCCGGAAAAGUUGAGGGGCCUGGAGAUGAUGGGGAACUCCUGAGAUGCUUGAAGAAAGGAGGUGGAGGGAAAUAUAAAAUGCCAGUACUGGAUAAAGAACGAGGCUGAACCUGGACAGCAGUUGCCAGCGAGAUGCAUCUGGGGUUGAAUUGGCUCUAGAGGCUCAUCAGUUUAAUUCUAGGCCAAAAGAAUUUGUUUUCUUCCUCUAGUUCAGUCAUAAGCGCAUCAAUACCAUUUCUCCAUCAGUGAGGCUGACAUUCUGAAGUGGUCUAAUGGAAGGUUCAGGGCAUCAUAUCCAGUCAGAAGUUGGUCCUUGCUGCUCAAGCGGGGAUCUAGAUACCUACCAUAAUUCACAUCUGACUGGGAUCGGUGGAGAGUUCUAAGAUGUAUCAGUGGAUCAGCCACUCCUGCCAAUGAAUGUCCCACAUCACUCUUGGCUUGGUAGGAUAUUCUAGUUUGAAAGAUAUGCAUUGAUCCAGGUGGUGGGUAAGUGGUAACAUAAACCACCAUGACCAGAGGGACGGCAUCAAUUGGCCAUGUGAUUAUUAUUACUAUGGGCCAAGUAAAACUCACACAAUUCCCUUUCUUUAUUGGCCAGCAGGAUUGCCUUCUUCAGAAAAUAUUGGGUAAUGGCAGAUGCUCUGGAUUACUCAACAAACAACCCCCCCCCCAAAAAAACUAUUGAUCUUUAAAAAAAAAUUCUUCUGGCCAUUGUACACCUGUCUGUACUCCAAAAGAUGUUCUGGAUUACCCAAAUGGUUAGUCAGUCUUCUGAAACAUGGCUCCACAGAAUUUUCUAGAACCAUCUACAGACACAACCUUGUCAGAUCUGUACAUGCCUCCGCUGCUUGGCUUUUUGCCAAAAGGGGGCCUGACCUCUUAGGUACUGAUAUGUUUACUCUCUUGUAGAUUAAAAGCUCUGACAGUAGUGGGCAUAAAUAACAUUAUCUCACUACAGUGAGGGGGUAAAGAAAUCAUACUUGACUUCUUAGAAGUCUGAAACAAGGACUGUCAAAUUGUCCAUCUUGGAAAGUAAUGAUAAUUGCACUGCUGAACAAUCCACUUGUAUGUUCUGAGGCUGUGCCUCUCUGUUCUGUUAGCACUUUAAAUGCCUGUGUUGCCCUGCUUUGCAUUUUGGCUGCCUUCCUUACAGACGAACUCCAAGGAAUCGACCUGUGAUUGCGCACUUGAACAGGAGGAUGGAGAAAAAAAGAAAAGACCCUGCUCACUUGUCUUCUUCUGGGACUGGGAUUCUUGAAACGUCAAGGUGAUUUCAGCAUGGUAGUAGAAAGUGCCAUCAAGUCAUAGCUGACUUGUGCUGACCCCCCCCCCCAGUGGGGUUUUCAAGGCAAAAAACUAACAGAGGUGGUCUGCCAUUGUCUGACUCUGCAACUCUGGUCUUCUUUGAAGGUCUCCCAUCCAAUUACUAAACAAGGGCCAAUCUGCUUAGCUUCAGAGAUCUGAUGAGAUCGGGCUCACCUGGGCAAUCCAGGUCAAAUUUCAACAAGGGGGUGCUGCCAAUUUCUCUGUCAAACUGCACACUAGCAGCAUCAUUUCCCCCACCCCUCCAAUAGGUGGCGAUGUUACCCACAAUAUACUAGGGCUCCCGCUUUGCCCAGGUUUUCUUUGCAUAUAUAUAUGCAAAUAAGAAAUGGUCAUUUCUCUCCUCUGCACCUGCAGGGCUUGUUCUUUCCCCCUUUCCCUCCUUAUUUCACAGGAACACAUUAAAAAUACACAAAGCAGAUACUAUUGUGACUUUCCCCCCCAGCUACUUAAGGCAUGGGGAACUUAAAAAAAAAAUUACAGUUAAAUAUCAAGGCUGACAAGAUGAACCAAAAUAUUUAUCUAUAACAAAGAAAAUGUAUGUUAUAGUGUUCUGUCAUAUAUUUUGUUAAUAUAAGUUUAAUAAUAUUCUGUUUAUUAAACAAAGAUGUAUAGUUUUAAACUUCA